Messenger RNA from Propithecus coquereli (Coquerel's sifaka), 885 nucleotides. RefSeq names its product putative olfactory receptor 2I1. Bases 1 to 885 code for a protein of 294 amino acids. NCBI's taxonomy places the organism in Eukaryota, Metazoa, Chordata, Mammalia, Primates, Indriidae. Gene Ontology annotation, molecular function: olfactory receptor activity; G protein-coupled receptor activity. Gene Ontology annotation, biological process: G protein-coupled receptor signaling pathway. Gene Ontology annotation, cellular component: membrane. The record is from RefSeq and is a predicted model, not a curated record. The transcript is spliced from 2 exons.
AUGAAGCCCGUCCUCUUCGCGCUUGUCCUCCUCUGCUACCUCCUGACCCUGAGCGGCAACUCCGCGCUCGCGCUGCUGGCGGCGCGCGACCCGCGCCUGCACACGCCCAUGUACUACCUCCUCUCCCACCUGGCGCUGGUGGACGCGGGCUUCACCACGAGCGUGGUGCCGCCGCUGCUGGCCUCCCUGCGCGGCCCGGCGCUCUGGCUGCCGCGCGGGGGCUGCCUGGUCCAGCUGAGCACGUCGCUGGCGCUGGGCUCGACCGAGUGCGUCCUGCUGGCCGCGAUGGCCCUGGACCGCGCGGCCGCCGUGUGCCGUCCCCUGCGCUACGCCGGGCUCGCCGCGCCGCGCCUCUGCCGCGCGCUGGCCGGCGCCUCCUGGCUCGGCGGCCUCGCCAACUCCGCUGCGCAGACGGCGCUCCUGGCGACGCGGCCGCUGUGCAAGCCCCGCCGGCUGGACCACUUCAUCUGCGAGCUGCCCGCGCUGCUCAAGCUGGCCUGCGGCGGCGGCGGAGACGCCACCGAGAGCCAGAUGUUCGCCGCCCGCGUGGUCAUCCUGCUGGUGCCUUCCGCCGUCAUCCUGGCCUCCUACGCCGCGGUGGCCCGGGCCAUAUGUCGCAUGCGGUCCAGCGGUGGCCGGAGAAAAGCGGUGGGCACGUGCGGGUCUCACCUGACAGCUGUCUGCCUGUUCUAUGGCUCGGCCAUCUACACCUACCUGCAGCCCACUGACCGCUACAAGCAGCGGCGCGGCAAGUUCGUUUCGCUCUUCUACACGGUGGUCACACCGGCCCUUAACCCGCUUAUCUACACCCUCAGGAAUAGGGAAGUGAAGCGGGCAGCGAGGAGGCUUCUGGGGAGUCUGGGGAGAGGGCAGGCCAGACAGUGA